Messenger RNA from Asterias rubens (European starfish), 2315 nucleotides. RefSeq names its product carboxy-terminal domain RNA polymerase II polypeptide A small phosphatase 1-like. The transcript has 9 exons. Bases 398 to 1213 code for a protein of 271 amino acids. Lineage: Eukaryota; Metazoa; Echinodermata; Asteroidea; Forcipulatida; Asteriidae. Gene Ontology annotation, molecular function: RNA polymerase II CTD heptapeptide repeat phosphatase activity. The record is from RefSeq and is a predicted model, not a curated record.
GUCAACAUUUUUAUCACAGCAAAAUGUCAAUGUGCGAGAUUGGUGGUUUCUAGUAGCCCCAAGUUUUGUUUUGGCGCUAAAAAAUAGCUUUACACAUUUCUUCCGAUUCGUUACCCGAUAACAACUAAAUUUACACUAGGAAUUAUGUUUACUGCAGAUGAUAUGAAAUAAUGCUCUUAAUAUUGUAUGUGCAAGGCUUUUGCCCCUAGAAAAGAACACAUACACGGUUUAUUUACAUCCGGCGAAGGACAUUAGAAACCGUCGAUAUAAAAUCAGUAGUAUCUUUCAUGGGUAGGUUGACCUGAGCAUCCAUCUUGGAAGUUUAUUCCUUGUUUUCUCUUCAAUUUCGUUGGAAUUUUAUGUGUCUUGGAGGGGCAGUGAAGCCACGGCAACCUAGAUGGACAAUACGUCCAUUAUUACUCAAGUCAAUCGGGAUGAGGAGCCCUUGAAUACCUUCCCUACUGCAGAUUCGGCACAAACAACAGCAAGGAAACCUAGAAGUAGAAGCUUACAUGUACUAAGUUCAUUCUUCUGCUGUUUCGGAUCAACGAGUCGAACGCCGCCCACCCCAGUUGCACCUCCUGAGGAAAAUGGACAAAAGCUGCAUGAGCCUGCAUCAAGCUAUGUCCCCUGUCCGACCACUCACAAGUACCUGUUGCCACCGUUACGACACAUCGACGCCCACAAAAACUGUAUAGUCAUCGACCUAGAUGAAACCCUUGUACAUAGUUCGUUUAAGCCCAUAAGCAAUGCAGAUUUUAUUGUUCCAGUAGAGAUUGACGGCACGGUCCAUCAGGUGUAUGUUUUGAAGAGGCCGCACGUGGACGAAUUUUUAAGACGGAUGGGCGAGCUCUAUGAAUGUGUUCUGUUUACCGCCAGUUUAGCAAAGUAUGCUGACCCAGUAGCAGAUCUUCUUGAUAAGAGUGGGGUGUUUAGAUCAAGGCUGUUCAGAGAAUCCUGUGUGUUCCACCGAGGCAACUACAUCAAGGACCUGAGUCGACUUGGCCGCAAGCUAGAACGAAUACUCAUUGUAGAUAAUUCUCCUGCUUCUUAUAUCUUCCAUCAAGACAAUGCGAUCCCAGUGUCAUCAUGGUUUGACGACAUGUCCGACAGAGAGCUUCUGGAUGUUCUUCCUCUUCUAGAGCGCCUCGCAAAAGUAGACGACGUUUACAAAAUCCUCCGCAGAGAAAAUCACAACCAUAUAGUCGCAUAGCAUCUUCACAGCAGAAGGUUCCGAUAUUAUUGUGUUUUUUGGGUCUCUCUUGUUAUUAUAAUUUUUUUUUUUUUUAAAGUAUCAGUAUUUUGUAAAUGAAAUGUGAGAUCGAAAAACAGCAGAGGGAAAGGAAAGUAGACAAAAUAUGUUUCUUUCUUUUUUUGAGACAUGAAACAGUCGUAUGGUGUGAAAUGUUGUCAUGAUGUCCCAGGGUGACUCCCCGAGUUUGAAAGGGAUCCAGCGGCAAACGAGUUAUGCAAUCAGUCCAUUGAGGUUGAAACGCUAAGGCGAGGUCGUAGCUUGUUUCAAGACAGCGUCUGAGUGCUGCUAAUUGCCCAAUUAAUGAGCUAAUUUUUGUUGUUGUUUUUUUUAUUAAUAGAAUUUCUUCAAGCAAUUAUCUAAGCUCGGAAAGCAAGAUGGUGUGUUUAUUUGCUAGUCGUAAAAACAACGAGUUAUAUAUUCAUUAAUUGGGAAAAAUUGCAUGCUUCGAAACCCCCCCCCCCCUGCUAAUUUGUUUUGCUUUAAGGGUCUGCUGUGUUACAAAGAAGAAACAAAAGAACAAAAGUAGUAAAUACUGCAAAAUAUCUAAAUGCAGCAUGCACUUACAACAUGUUUAGCAUCAUUUUUACACUUUAAUCCUAGUAAAUAGUUCAUUUGGUGGAAUCGUUUUAAGUUUUGAAGCAGAACAGUUCCGGAUGUUUGCAGGUCUUCUGUCUUCUCUCAAGCAAAAAUAUUUUCCAAACGCAAACUAAAUUUUGCUGAACGAUGCGCAAAAGUUUUUUUUACAAACGGUCUUGUGCAUCUCUCGUGUUGGCAUCGAAGUUCGCUCGAGGGUUAAAAAAUUUGGGGCUCUUAUGGGUGUGUCAAGCAAAGGGGGGGAAAAAAAAAACCAAAAGGAACAAAUAAAUAGGUGUUCUUUUUGGGUAGGAGGGCUCUGGCAACUGGUUCCAGAUUGGGAACAUAGCUUUGUUUCUCCAUCAAUAGGUUUUCUGAAACUGAGACCACUGACUUGUAAUAAGAUUUUUCGGGGUUGAACAAAGAAUUGACUAGAGUGUGAUUCGAACCAGCGACCUCUGGAUUAACAAGCCGGCGCUCUACCAAC